AUGGGUCGGGUUCGCACAAAGACGGUCAAGAGGGCCUCAAGAGUGGUCAUCGAGAAGUACUACCCUCGCCUGACGCUCGACUUUCACACGAACAAGAAGAUCUGUGAUGAGGUUGCCAUCAUCCCCAGCAAGCGACUGCGCAACAAGAUCGCGGGCUUCACCACUCAUCUGAUGAAGCGUAUCCAGAAGGGACCCGUCCGUGGUAUCUCUUUCAAGCUGCAAGAAGAGGAGAGAGAACGCAAGGACAAUUACGUACCAGAGGUCUCUGCACUCGACACUACCGCUUCUGGUCUUGAGGUCGACCCCGACACUCAGGAUCUGCUCAAGUCGCUUGGCAUGGACAACAUCCAAGUCUACGUCGCUGCACCCGUCCAGGAGAACAACCGAAGAGGAGCUCGCACUGUCGUUGGUGGCCGCAAGCGCGAGGACUAG
Messenger RNA from Mixia osmundae IAM 14324, 432 nucleotides. RefSeq lists its product as uncharacterized. The coding region runs from base 1 to 432 and encodes 143 amino acids. Gene Ontology annotation, molecular function: structural constituent of ribosome. The transcript has 3 exons. Gene Ontology annotation, cellular component: ribosome. The record is from RefSeq and is a predicted model, not a curated record. Lineage: Eukaryota; Fungi; Basidiomycota; Mixiomycetes; Mixiales; Mixiaceae. Gene Ontology annotation, biological process: translation.